Messenger RNA from Lineus longissimus, 1785 nucleotides. Its product is annotated as protein-tyrosine sulfotransferase 1-like. Gene Ontology annotation, biological process: peptidyl-tyrosine sulfation. The transcript is spliced from 3 exons. NCBI's taxonomy places the organism in Eukaryota, Metazoa, Nemertea, Pilidiophora, Heteronemertea, Lineidae. Bases 200 to 1417 code for a protein of 405 amino acids. Gene Ontology annotation, molecular function: protein-tyrosine sulfotransferase activity. The record is from RefSeq and is a predicted model, not a curated record. Gene Ontology annotation, cellular component: Golgi apparatus.
CCGGUCGUUCUGCUAUUUUUCACCUCUUAUAAACCACCGUUUCACGCUUAAUCUAGGCAUCAAUUCGGUCAUAAAGCGGGUCUGAAGGUUAGACAGGUACUUAGUUAAGAUGCAGCAUAUCAAAACAUUUCGUUCGAAAUAUCCGUUCAGAAGAGAGCGCAUUGUGAGCAGUGAAAAAUCUCUAUGACGCCGGGACAGAAUGAGAUUGACUCCACGAAAGAUCUGCUGCAACUUGAUUGUUAUCCUAGCCACAAUCAUAGUGGUUUCAUGGUUGCUGCCGUGUCGCCCUGGAUACACCAUGGUACCCAAAGAGAAACUACACUUUGUUAAAGACGCAGAUAACAAGACCUAUCCAUAUGAUAGAAACAUGCCGCUGAUUUUCAUUGGAGGUGUUCCACGAAGUGGUACGACACUGAUGCGUGCAAUUCUGGAUGCACAUCCCGAUGUACGCUGUGGGGAAGAAACGCGUGUGAUUCCACGUAUAUUAGGUCUAAGAAACAAUAUGGCUAUAUCGCCUAAGGAAGCAACGCGGCUACGUGAGGCUGGUAUAACUAGUGAUGUCCUGGACUCGGCUGUUGCGUCUUUCAUUUUAGAAAUCAUAGCAAAACAUGCAGAACCUGCUCCAAGAUUAUGUAACAAGGAUCCGUUUACGCUGAAAUCGACACUGUAUCUAUCGACAUUAUUCCCCAAUGCAAAGUUCCUGCUGAUUGUCCGUGAUGGACGAGCGGUCGUCCAUUCCAUCAUAAGCCGCCGCGUCACCAUAACAGGGUUCGACCUUCAGGACUAUAGAAAAUGCCUCGUCCAAUGGAACACUGCUGUGGAGAACAUGUUUUAUCAAUGUAUUAGGGUAGGCACGUCGAAGUGUUUGCCAGUGUAUUAUGAACAAUUGACAUUGCAUCCACAGGAGUCUCUCAGAAAGAUAUUGACCUUCCUUGAUGUACCAUGGCACGAUGCUGUGCUACGUCAUCAAGAAUUUGUCGGGAAACCAGGGGGAAUUUCUUUAUCCAAAACUGAGAGAUCAACUGACCAAGUGAUAAAACCUGUCAACAUUGAUGCGUUAUCCCGCUGGGUGGGGAAAAUCCCUGAGGAUGUUGUAAGUGAUAUGCGAAACAUUGCGCCCAUGUUAAACAAACUCGGCUAUGACCCUGAUGCUAAUCCUCCAAAAUAUGGCAUCCCAGACAAAACUGUCGAACAAAACACCAAAAAUAUGAAGGAGAACAGUGAGUUUUGGAAAAAGCGCGAAAUGGAAAUCUUCCAACAUGACAAGUUGAAAGUUUUUUACUCAGCGGGAGGAAAAGGAAAAUCCCGCCAAAGCAUUGACUUUGACGAUCAUGAUCCGCAGAUGAUAAUCGAGGGAUUUAAAGCUCAACAGAAGCAGAAUAUAACUGGCAAGAGGAGAUUAAGGGAUAAUCGGUGACGAGGGAUGUAACUAGUCGGUGUGGAAUGUGAUAUAUUUAAUCCUUAUAGGAUUGUGGUUGUGUUAAAGUUUUGUGAAAUGCUUUGUUCACAUUAUUUUUCAUCAACACUCAAUCAUGGGCAUCAUUUUCAGCAAAGAAAGCUGCAAAAAUCGAAAUCUUCUCUCCAGCCUCUGAUUUAUACGUUCGCAUUUUGGGGUAAUAGGUUUUGUAAUUUUGUUCCCCUUUUCCAGAAUACAAAGUUGUUUGUUUUGCUGUUUUGAACACAAAUGUAUUCUGCUCAAGCAUUGCCAUGUCUAAUGAAUGUUCUCAUGAACUAAGGUCAGCAAAUCUGUCGGGUAAAAUCAGGUUCUGGUAUGAAGAUGUACAC